This is a messenger RNA of Orcinus orca (killer whale), 3136 nucleotides long. RefSeq names its product BAG cochaperone 3 (gene BAG3). Gene Ontology annotation, cellular component: cytosol; membrane; cytoplasm. Gene Ontology annotation, biological process: protein stabilization; muscle cell cellular homeostasis; negative regulation of striated muscle cell apoptotic process. The transcript has 6 exons. Gene Ontology annotation, molecular function: adenyl-nucleotide exchange factor activity; protein-folding chaperone binding. The coding region runs from base 742 to 2577 and encodes 611 amino acids. NCBI's taxonomy places the organism in Eukaryota, Metazoa, Chordata, Mammalia, Artiodactyla, Delphinidae. The record is from RefSeq and is a predicted model, not a curated record.
UACUUCCAUUUUCUCCCUGGCUUGGUGAUGGUGUCGGAUCAACAUUCCAGAGCUCCUUCCGGACGGCCCUUAAGCCUAUGGAAAAAAGUGAUUAAAACGAGCCAGUCUCGGGAACACCCAUGCGGCUCGAAGAAGAGGGAACGAGUCUGAAAACCGAAACCGGCCCAGGACACACAGACGAUGUCCGCGGGGCUCGCUAGUCCUGCCGGCCGGCGGCACGCCGACUCCGCGGAUGCACCGGGCCCACCCCAGGGCCAUCUCGGCCGGGGGACCCCCGCCGGGGAAGCUGGGGCUGGGGAGGAGGUGGAGGGGUGGAGGAGGGGCGGCCUGGCCGAGGCCCCGCCCACGCCCUGCCCACGCCCCGCCCCGCCACGAUUAUAGCUGAUGACUCAGGGCGGAGCUCCACAUCCAAGCGGCGCCGCCGCCAACUUAUCUGGAUGGGACCAGAAGUUUCUAGCCGGCCAGUUGCUACCUCCCUUUAUCUCCUCCUUCCCCUUUGGCAGCGAGGAGGCUAUUUCCAGACGCUUCCAGCCCUCUCCGGCCACGUCACCCCCUCCUUUAAUUCAUAAAGGUGCCCAGCGCCGGCUUCCCGGACACGUCGGCGGCGCGCACGACUCUAGCUCCGGUCGCGGCCAGCGAGCGACUCUGCACCUGGAGGUCCGGCACCCCGCGACCCCGUGACCCGGCACCCCGCGAUCCGGCACCCCGGCGGCCGCCCCUCUGGGCCGACCCCGACCCAGCAUGAGCGCUGCCACCCACUCGCCCAUGGUGCAGAUGGCGUCCGGCAGCGGCGCCGGCGACCGCGACCCCCUGCCCCCUGGCUGGGAAAUCAAGAUCGACCCGCAGACCGGCUGGCCCUUCUUCGUGGACCACAAUAGCCGUACCACGACGUGGAACGACCCGCGUGUGCCCCCCGAGGUCCCCAAGGAGGAAGCCCGCAGAGACGAUGCCCCGGCACUCGUCCAGGCCCCUGCUCCAGGCUGGAAGGAAGGUGCCCAGUGCGUGGAGAAAAUGCCCGGACGGCCUGUUGAAACCGCAUCCUCUGCAAAUGGGCCUUCGAGGGAGGGCUCCAGGCCGCUGCCCACGAGGGAAGGCCACGUCGUGUACCCCCGGCUCCGGCCAGGCUACAUUCCCAUCCCUGUCCUCCACGACGGUGCCCAGAGCCGGCAGCCACAUCCUGUCUUCACCUACCCCCAGCCUGGGACGCAGCGCUUCCAAACCGAGGUAGCCCCGGCGGCCCCGCAGAGGCCCCAGUCACCUCUGCGGGGAGUGGCGGAAGCCACCCAGCCAGAUAAACAGUGUGGACAGGCGGUAGCGGCUGCGGCAGCCCAGCCCCCAGCCUCCCAUGGACCUGAGCGAUCCCAGUCUCCGGCUGCCUCGGACUGCUCAUCCUCGUCCUCCUCGGCCAGCCUGCCCUCCUCCUCUGGCAGGAGCAGCCUGGGCAGUCACCAGCUCCCCCGGGGCUACAUCUCCAUCCCUGUGAUACAUGAGCAGAAUGUCACCCGGCCGGCAGCCCAGCCCUCCUUCCACCAAGCCCAGAAGACCCACUACCCAGCUCAGCAGGGCGAAUACCAGACCCACCAGCCUGUGUACCACAAGAUCCAGGGAGAUGACUGGGAGCCCCGGACCGUGUGGGCAGCAUCCCCGUUCCGGUCACCCGUCCGGGGUGCGUCCAGCCGGGAGGGCUCUCCAGCCAGAAGCAGCACGCCGGUGCACACCCCGCCGUCCGUCCGCGUGCAAACCGUGGUCGACAGGCCUCAGCAACCCAUGACCCAUCGAGAACCUUCACCUAUUCCCCAACCUGAAAACAAACCAGAAAGCAAGCCAGGCCCAGCUGGACCAGAUCUCGCUCCUGGACACAUCCCGAUUCAAGUGAUCCGCAAAGAGGUGGAUUCUCAACCUGUUUCGCAGAAGCCCCUGCCUCCCUCUGAGAAAGUGGAAGUAAAGGUUCCCUCUGCUCCGGUGCCUUGUCCUCCCAGCCCGGCCCCUUCUGCCGUCCCCUCUCCCCCCAAGAACGUGGCUGCAGAAGAGAGAGCAGCCCCCAGCCCUGCCCCUGCAGAAGCCACACCCCCAAAACCAGGAGAAGCUGAGGUACCCCCAAAACAUCCAGGUGUGCUGAAAGUAGAAGCCAUCUUGGAGAAGGUGCAAGGGCUGGAGCAGGCUGUGGACAACUUUGAAGGCAAGAAGACAGACAAAAAGUACCUGAUGAUAGAAGAGUAUUUGACCAAAGAGCUACUGGCCCUGGAUUCGGUAGACCCAGAAGGACGCGCUGAUGUCCGCCAGGCCAGGAGAGAUGGUGUCAGGAAGGUUCAGACCAUCCUGGAAAAACUUGAACAGAAAGCAAUAGAUGUCCCAGGUCAAGUCCAGGUUUAUGAACUCCAGCCCAGCUCCCUUGACACCGAUCAGCCACUUCAGGAAAUCAUGGAGAUGGGUGCCGUGACAGCAGACAAGAGCAAGAAAAGUGCUGGAAAUGGAGAAGGUCCCAGUACUGAAACCCAGCAGCCAGAAGCCAAAGCAGCAGCAGCUCCAAACCCCAGCAGCACGACAGACACAGCUGCAAACCCAGCAGCACCAUAGUCUCCACGAAAUAAAAAAUCAGCCCCGGAGACCGGGAACUGAUUGUGUGCUUUAGAGAAUUUUAAGUUGCAUGCAUUUCAGGGCCUUAAAACCAGUUGGUUUUUACUCUUCAUAGCUGCUUGGUAGGCAGUAACUUGGGUGGAGGCGAAACACACUAAUAAAAGGCCUAAAAGGAGAGUGAUGCUUUUCCUGUGUAUUCAUAUUCUGUACAAAUAAAGAAGUUGCUUGUUACAGAAGUUUAACCCCAUAGCUUGCUGUUUUGGAGCCCUCUCUGUAUGGGUCCCACAUGUUAGUCAUGGAUGUGAACUGUCUUUCUACAGCUCUGGACUGAAGGAGUUUUUGUGGGGGUAGAUGGGGAGUCGAUUUCUCAUCAGUAAAUAUGAAACCCAUUUUUCAGAAGUGUUGCCAUUUUAGUGGGAUGAUUUUUGUCAUCUCAUAGCUAAAAUACUUAACUUUAGAUAGAAUAAAAUGUGUAAGGAGCCGUAGGAAUAUCUGUAUGUUGGAUGACUUUAAUGCUACAUUUAAAAAAAGGAAAAUAAAGUAAUAAUGUAACUCAAAA